AUGAAAUACAUGAUGCAAAAAUGCAACCCAGGAACAGUAGUAGACCUUGUCACAGAUGAAGAAAGAAGGUUCAAGUAUCUUUUCUUUGUUGUAGGGGCUUCAAUCAAAGGUUGGCAAUAUUGUACUCCAAUACUUGCCACUAAUGGAGGAACAUUACUAAUUGCUAGUGCCCGAAAUGCCAAUAGACAUAUAUUCCCACUUGCAAUUGCUGUUGCAAACUUUAAAAAUGAUGAAUCUUGGGAUUGGUUCUUCCACAAAUUAAAAGAAUCCUAUGGCGAAAGACAAGGCCAAUGCAUCAUUUCAGAUAGACAUGAAAGUAUUGCAAAAGCAUCCUUCCCAAACCUCAUGCACGGGGAAUGUUGCUACCACUUGCUGAAUAAUAUUAAAACAAAAUUCAAGAAGAAAGGAGAAGCCCUCAAAAAUGCAUUUAAUGGUGCUUGUACAAUGAAGUUGGUGUAUAAUACCACUAAUUUUGACAAAUACAUGGCAGACUUGGACAACAUUGAUGAAAAAAUAAGACCUUACUUGUUCAAUGAAGUUGGUGUAGAAAAAUGGACAAGGUUGUACAGCAACAACAAGCGAUACUCAACAAUGACAUCUAACAUCGCAGAAUUUGUGAAUCCAUCAAUCAAAGAGAUAAGAGAAUUACCAAUUGCUACAUUACUAGAAUGUCUUCACUCUUUGGUUGAAACAACAAACCUACUUAUAUUCACAGUACAUGAUGUGACAAGAUCUUACAUAGUAGAUCUGGAGAAACGAACAUGCACAUGCCAAAAAUUCCAAUAUGAUGAAAUGCCUUGCUCCCAUGCAAUGGCUGCAUUAACUAAAAGGCAUAUGUCUUCCUAUGACUACUGCUCAUACUACUACACAAAAGAAGCUCUUAUAGCAGCAUAUGAAGAUACCAUACUACCAUUAGGUGAUGCAAAUUCCUGGGAUAUACCUAAUGAGAUGAAGCAAAUCAUUAUUCUACCACUAAAACAUAAGAGACCAGCAGGGCGCCCAAAAACGCAAAGAUACAAAUCUGCACUAGAAUCAAAAACAAAAACACAAAAUAAAUGUGGAAGGUGCAAACAAAAAGGACAAAACCAGCAAACUUGCAAAAAUGAACCAUUCCUAAAGAAAAAGAAAAACAAAUGA
This is a messenger RNA of Humulus lupulus (European hop), 1137 nucleotides long. RefSeq lists its product as uncharacterized. The record is from RefSeq and is a predicted model, not a curated record. The transcript is spliced from 3 exons. Bases 1 to 1137 code for a protein of 378 amino acids. Lineage: Eukaryota; Viridiplantae; Streptophyta; Magnoliopsida; Rosales; Cannabaceae. Gene Ontology annotation, molecular function: zinc ion binding.